UGCUUUCCUUUUAGCUUAAGGAAAAUUCCCAGGUCUCUCUCUCGCUCUCUUUAUAUAUCUGCAACCUCAUUCAUGACCUCAACACAAAGUCAUCAACUACCGACGCGUCGAACGAACCUUAACUUAUAUAUAUUGAUAGAUUCAUACCCUUCUUACAGAUUUAUCCUUUACAGCGGAUAUGGAUUUUGAACUUCGAAGGGCUAGAGAAAAGCUCGAGAAAGAGCAAAGAGAGAGGAAGGAGAAAGCCAGAUUGAAACUGGAAAGGGAGAAAAAAGCAAAAGCAGAGGCCAAGAAGCAAAGAGAGGCCAUUGAAGCUGCUCAGAGAUCCCGAAGGCUUGAUGCUAUUGAAGCCCAGCUCAAGGCUGAUGAGCAAAUGCAAGAAAAUUUACUUGCUGGGAGAGGAAUAAUGUUUUCUCGUAUACUGGAAGCUGUAUCUUUUCAUGGUUAUGGAGACAAGAUUAAAUUGCCUCCUUCCUGUUUCACAGACUUGUCUGAUCAAGGUGCUUUUGACAAGGGACCUAUACAUUUGCAAUUGUCAGUGAUUCAUCAAGAUGGUCCAUCUGAGACAAAGCAGCAGAUAACCCACUCAGGUGUUCUCGAGUUCACUGCAGAUGAGGGUCAUGUUGGGCUUCCUCCUCAUGUGUGGAAUAACCUUUUUCCUGUAGGGGCUCCAAAUGCUCCACUAGUUGAACUUCGCUAUGUCUGGCUGCCCAAAGGAACUUAUGCAAAGCUUCAACCUGAAGUUGUUGGCUUUUCAGACAUCCCAAAUCACAAGGCUGUGCUUGAAACAAGCCUUCGGCAACAUGCCACGCUUUCUCAAGGUGACGUGAUCACUGUUAACCAUGGGAUACUAACAUACAAGUUGCGGGUUCUAGAGUUGAAACCUUCCUCUAGUGUUUCUGUCCUGGAAACAGAUAUUGAGGUUGAUAUUGUAGGUUCAGAUUCAGCUCCAGAGAGCACAAAUCAGCAUGUCUUGAAGCCACUUACUUUAGGAAUUUCACAGUCUCACAUGGUUGAAGAAGGGAACUAUGAUUAUUAUAAAUUUUCUAUUGAUGGUGAUACUUGGGAAAAAAUUGCUUCUGGGGAUGUAAGAGUUGAAGUAAAGAUAGAUGUUGAAGCUGGUGUUGGUGAUACUGACCUUUACAUGUCCAAGCACCCUCUUAUAUUUCCAACUCGACAUCAACACGAAUGGUCUUCUCAUGAUGUGGGUUCAAAGAUUUUGAUCCUCAGUUCUGAUGAUAAGAACUUGGGAAUGGGUACUUACAGCAUUGGUGUAUAUGGUUUCAAGGCGACAACAAAGUAUAAGCUAUUGGUUAGCAUUGAAGACAAUACUUCUAAGAUGGGUCAGCAAGCUGGAUCUUCAUCAUCUGUGGCAAUUAACACUGUAGAGUGUAGGAAUUGCAAGCAUUUUAUACCUGCUAGGAGUAUAGCACUGCAUGAAGCAUAUUGUAGCAGACAUAAUGUUGUUUGUCAGCAUGCUGGUUGUGGAAUUGUUCUGAGGAUUGAGGAGGCUGAAAACCAUGUGCAUUGUGAGAAAUGUGGGCAAGCUUCUCAAAGGGGAGAAAUAGAGAAGCACAUGAAAGUUUUCCAUGAACCGCUUCAGUGUCCCUGUGGGGUAGUGCUUGAGAAGGAACUGAUGGUACAACACCAGGCUUCAGAUUGUCCCUCACGCCUUAUUACAUGCCGAUUUUGUGGCGAUAUGGUUCAAGCUGGCAGUUCGGCUAUGGAUGUGAGGGACCGGUUAAGAGGAUUAUCUGAACACGAGAGUAUUUGUGGGUCUAGAACAGCCCCAUGUGACUCUUGUGGACGAUCCAUCAUGUUGAAGGAGAUGGACAUCCACCAAAUUGCUGUUCAUCAAAAAGGCUAAUGACAAGAACCAAGCUUAUAGAGGCACAGGGGGUUGGCCAUGUGGUCACUUAGCACGGAAGCAUGACCUAGCUAACCCAUUUUUAUCAGAGUUGGACUCUUUUGCUCUAUAGGAGUUGUGGUUAAAUUAUGCAUUUGAGUAUUGUCCAUAUGAAAAGGGGCGAGAUAAAAUGAAAGGAAAAGGAAAGAACACUGUUGUAUCACGUGAUUGUUUAAUGUCAGCUAUGUAAACUUUUCAUCUCUUCCUGCGGAACCUGGUCUAUUAUUAUUAAAUUAUGUAAAUUUUUUAAUAAAGAAGAUUUAUGUCCCUGUAUUAUCAAAUGCCAGUAGUCUGUUCUUUUUUCAA
This is a messenger RNA of Manihot esculenta (cassava), 2212 nucleotides long. RefSeq lists its product as uncharacterized. NCBI's taxonomy places the organism in Eukaryota, Viridiplantae, Streptophyta, Magnoliopsida, Malpighiales, Euphorbiaceae. Gene Ontology annotation, cellular component: VCP-NPL4-UFD1 AAA ATPase complex. The record is from RefSeq and is a predicted model, not a curated record. Gene Ontology annotation, molecular function: polyubiquitin modification-dependent protein binding. The transcript has 3 exons. Bases 179 to 1867 code for a protein of 562 amino acids.